AAACUGACAGACUGUUGUCCUGAUACUGACAAAAAACUAUAAUUGCCAACCUUGAGUCUUCCAGUUUCAAAAAAUCCUCACCUUCUUCUUAAUCCUUGCUCAUUUUAAUCUCAAUCAUUUCGAUUAUCAAGCAAAACCACAAAUUGGCCUCACCAGUUAAUUGUCUGAAUUCAAGAAAAUGAGUUUUCGAGACGAGAGUGAUGAUGGGCAUCUGCGAAAGCCGCUUUUACACACAGGGAGUUGGUAUCGUAUGGGGUCCAGACAAUCAAGCAUGAUGGGCUCUUCUCAGGCGAUUCGAGAUAGCUCUAUCUCUGUUCUUGCUUGUGUUUUGAUCGUUGCUCUUGGUCCUAUUCAAUUUGGCUUCACUUGUGGUUAUUCUUCUCCUACUCAAGCUGCUAUUUCCAAUGAUCUCCAGCUUACUGUAUCGGAGUUUUCUUUGUUUGGUUCAUUGUCGAAUGUAGGUGCUAUGGUUGGGGCAAUAGCAAGCGGUCAGAUUGCUGAGUACAUUGGACGAAAAGGGUCUUUGAUGAUAGCAGCCAUUCCUAAUAUUAUCGGGUGGCUUGCUAUAUCGUUUGCGAAAGAUUCUUCAUUUUUGUAUAUGGGAAGGUUGCUGGAGGGAUUCGGUGUUGGAAUUAUUUCCUACACGGUUCCUGUAUAUAUAGCUGAGAUAUCUCCUCAAAAUAUGCGAGGAGGACUGGGGUCAGUGAAUCAGCUCGCAGUCACAAUUGGAAUAAUGCUGUCCUAUUUGCUCGGACUGUUUGUUAAUUGGAGGGUACUAGCAGUUUUAGGGACAUUGCCUUGUCUUGUGUUGAUUCCAGGCCUUUUUUUCAUCCCAGAAUCACCUCGUUGGUUGGCAAAAAUGGGCAUGACAGAAGAUUUUGAAGUUUCCUUGCAAGUUCUUCGGGGAUUUGAGACUGAUAUCUCAGUUGAAGUAAAUGAUAUCAAGAGGUCCGUGGCAUCAACAAGUAGAACGACGGCCAUUCGUUUUCGGGAUUUGAAACACCGAAGAUAUUGGUUUCCUUUGAUGAUAGGAAUUGGAUUGCUUGUCCUUCAACAGCUGUCCGGAACUAAUGGUGUCCUCUUCUAUUCGAGUACCAUUUUUGAAUCUGCUGGCAUUUCAUCAAGUAAUGCUGCAACUUUUGGACUCGGGGCUGUUCAGGUGAUAGCCACUGCAGUUUCUACAUGGUUGGUGGACAAAACUGGUCGAAGGAUUCUACUCAUAAUCUCCUCCACAGGGAUGACUUUCAGUCUUUUUGUUGUUGCAGUUUCUUUCUUUGUAAAGGGUUUUGUGGCUGAUGAUUCUACUCUCUAUAGCAUUUCGGGCAUCCUGUCAUUAGUUGGAGUUGUGGGAAUGAUCAUUGCCUUUUCUCUUGGAAUGGGGCCCAUACCGUGGAUUAUAAUGUCAGAGAUUCUGCCGAUCAAAAUCAAAGGCCUUGCUGGAAGUGUUGCAACACUGGCAAACUGGUUCAUUGCCUGGGUGGUCACCAUGACUGCACCUUUGUUGUUGUCUUGGAGUAGUGGAGGAACCUUUACUCUGUACAUGCUUAUGUGCGCUCUCACCUUGGCAUUUGCAGCAAUUUUAGUCCCCGAAACCAAAGGGAAAACUCUUGAGGAGAUUCAGUUGUCUUUCAGAUGAUUUCGUUUUUAUGUUCCUAGUUAAUGUCUCCCUCCUGGUCCAGCAUGCUUGUUUUAGUAAAUUGCCUCUGAGCAAAACAUACAUGUUGAGUUCAUGCUAGCAAGAAGAGGACAAUGCACAGCUCUUUAGAACUCCCCGUCAGAAUGUUAAGCAUAUCUACCUUGACAAGGGAUUUCUUGAAAACAUUAAGAAACUUAUAUAAAAGCAAUUUAUUUAUCA
Molecule: messenger RNA, 1855 nt
Organism: Daucus carota subsp. sativus
Lineage: Eukaryota; Viridiplantae; Streptophyta; Magnoliopsida; Apiales; Apiaceae
Product: sugar transporter ERD6-like 6
Exons: 18
Coding region: 179-1636 (485 amino acids)
Biological process (GO): transmembrane transport; carbohydrate transport
Cellular component (GO): membrane
Molecular function (GO): sugar transmembrane transporter activity
Source: RefSeq, a predicted model, not a curated record